Messenger RNA from Ostertagia ostertagi, 453 nucleotides. Lineage: Eukaryota; Metazoa; Nematoda; Chromadorea; Rhabditida; Trichostrongylidae. The record is from the annotation of a GenBank genome assembly.
AUGCUUGGCAUUAUCGGUAACAUUGGCGUGAUAUUCUUCACAUUUGGAAAUCGAAAGCUACAAACAGUACAAAAUAUGUUCAUAUUGAAUUUGGCACUUGCCGAUCUGAUCGUCUGCAUGUUCUCACUGCCUCUCACUCCAGUCACUAGUAUUUAUAAGAAUUGGUAUUUCGGCGAACACAUGUGCCACUCACUUCCAUGGAUUCAGGGAGCCAGUGUGUUCGUGGCCACGUUCAGCCUUACCGCAAUCGCCAUUGAUCGAUACCUAAUGGUUGUCACCCCACAUCACAAGAGAAUGACACAAACUCAAGCUCGAUUCGUUAUGGUCUGCUUGUGGAUUAUUUCUGCGCUCAUUACACUACCGUACUCCUGGUUUAUGACUUUAGAGGAGCAUGAAGGCCUAUGUGGGAAGUUCUGCACUGAGGCUUGGCCCAAUGCCAGGUUACGACUGUAA